AUGACUUCUGUUUCCAAAAAACGUUUGAAUUUAGAUUCCUAUAAUGUUAUCGACAUUGAAGACAAGACGUGUAAUAAGUUAGUAGAGCUUUAUCGUGAGAAUUUAGAGAGAAAAGAUUGGUGUUACAUACUGGAGAAUAUUAAAAAAGAUCUUAAAAAUGUGGCGAAUUCGAAAUCUGAAUUUGACGAGGAACGGAGAAACAAGGCUCAGGAAAUUAUCGACCACUGGAAA
This is a messenger RNA of Racocetra persica, 231 nucleotides long. The record is from the annotation of a GenBank genome assembly. Lineage: Eukaryota; Fungi; Glomeromycota; Glomeromycetes; Diversisporales; Gigasporaceae.